AUGUCUCAAAAGGAGAAAAAAAAGAAGGGCUUUCGGCAGAAACCGCCUCCCAUCCUCAAGUAUUUGCAGGGUAUCCUUCGCAAAUACCCAGAUGGAGGGCAGAUAUUAAAGGAGCUGAUCCAGAAUGCAGAUGACGCGGUUGCUGAAGAGGUGAUUUUACUCUACGAUGAACGGAGUUUUGGAACACAAAGUCUUUUCUCCGAUGGACUGGCAAGCACCCAAGGACCUGCGCUUCUGGCUUACAAUAAUGGCAUUUUCUCUGAGGAUGACUGGGAGGGGAUCAAAAGUCCCGGCAUCAGUCAUAAGGAAGAUGAUCCAUCUACUGUUGGUAGAUUUGGCUUAGGCUUCAAUUCUGUCUACCAUAUUACUGAUUUUCCAUCAAUUCUCUCUGGUGAAUUUUUGGGAGUGCUGGACACACAGCAAACAGCACUUGAGGAAGGAGGUCAGCUGUGGAGUAUAGAGGAAUGGGAGGAGGCAUCUGAUCAAUUCCAACCAUUCUGGGCAACACUGGACUCCCUUGGUAAACCCUGCCCAGCGGUCAAGGGCCACUUCCCUGGCACCCUCUUUCGCUUUCCUAUUCGGCAGAGCCCCUCCAAGAUCUCAGACAACAUCUACAGUGCACAACGGGUGCAGGAACUGCUGCGCUCAUUCUUAAAUGAUGCCCCCAUUUGCUUGCUGUUUCUCAGGAACAUCCAGAAAGUGACCCUGGGCAUUAUUGGGUCCGACGGUGCCAUCUGUGAGCUGCUAAAGGCUGAUGUCUCAACUCGUCCAUAUUGUGAGUCAAAUGCUGUUCAAGACAUGCAAAAAACAACCAAAACCAAUAGCUGCAUCAAAACACUUGCUUUACAAGGUAGUGGGGUUGCUAAAGCCACCAGCUGUGAGUGGCUCAUAUUGUCAGCAGAAGCAAAAAAAAAUGCUCUCCCGGGAUUGUGGGACCUGGCUGAGAAGGUGAGAUCCACACCAGCAUUAUCCUUGGCCUACUGUUUGCAGGACAGAUGCACCGGCCGCCUUAGCUGUGUCUUGCCUCUCCCAGCCACUGAGGAAAACGUCACUGGAUUGCCACUGCACAUCAGUGCUCCCUUUCAACUCACUGAUGACAGGAGGCAUGUGCAGUGGUCUGAGGAGGGGUCCCAGGCACGAGGGGCUGAGGGCCGUUGGAACCACUUACUGAUGGAGGAGGUACUGCCUGUUGCUUAUUGCCAAACGGUGGUGCUUGCCUCCUCCUGCCCUGGUGACCCAUAUGGGGCAUGGCCAAACCCAACUCAUAGCCAACAACUCCGGUACAAGCCUCUAGUAACUGAAAUAUGCCAGAGGUUAAGGAACAUGAAACUCUUGCUGAGGGUUGGAGAGGGGGACCCUCGCUUGCUCCAUCCUUCUGAAGCCAUCCUUUUGCCAAAGCCAGUCUUGGAUAAGCCCGUAGGCCCAGUGCUGGAGAAGGCCCUCCUUUUGGCAGGAUCACCACUGGCAGCAGCCCCUCCUCAUGUGCGUCAAGCCUUGGUAUUGGGUGCAAAAGAUGGGACAGUAGUACAGGAGGCCACAGCCAGGUUUGUGAGAGGGGCUCUGCAACAUGCUGCCAACAUCUGGAAUUGGCUCACAGAGUCUGAGAAAAAGUUGUUACUGGAAUAUUUGGUUGAAGAUGGAUGUUACCUGGAACUGAAGGAUCUGCCCCUACUUCCAACAGCCAAUGGGCACUACACCUGCUUUGGAGAUGCUGGAGAGACCGUAUUUGUUGAGAAUCCUGACUUUCCCAGAAUUCUUUUGCCUGGUUUGGCCAACCAAUUUCUUACCAAAGAUCUAACUCCUGUGUUGCUGAACCAUUUGCAAGAAAUUGCCAAAAAAGGGUUAUUCAAAAAUCUGGUCUCCUUGAAUCAAGCCAUCAUUGAGAAGAAUCUUCCCAGAGCUCUCCCGAAAGGUUGGGUCAGCAGCAAAUCUGUUCCUGUUAUUUGGAGGCCCAGUGCGUAUCCCAGCGAACCUCCCCUUGAGUGGAUUUCUGCUUUCUGGACUUUCCUGACACACCGUGCUUCUUCCCUGGAACCCUUUGAGGGAUGCCCGAUAAUACCACUGACGCCUCUGCACAAUUCUCUCAAUGGCAUUCAGUUGGCUCAACUUUUGCCCCAACCCACCCUCAUAUUCCAAAGGCAUAAUGGGCAAUGCUUGCCAGACGCAGUGGCUAAAAUUUUGGAAGUGUUGGGCUGCACUGUGAUCCAGAAGUGGGACUCCAGUUGGUCCCAUCACCAACUAAAAGAAUAUGUUCUGGAACCCACACCUAGCAAUGUCCUGCAAGUUUUUGUCCAUCUGGGGGUAGCAAAUGUAACAAACCACCUGACAUUUUUUCCCACCUGCCAGAUUGAAAGCUUGAGCGCUUUUCUCUCUACAGCUGUCUCAUUCUCUCAAAAAGAUAUCGGAGUCCUCACUAAAUUGCCACUCUUCUUCAAGAUGCCUUCUCUUCUUCCACCUUCCAAGGCAGCCUUGGUAUCAGCCCAGGAUUAUUUGGCUUUAGAAAAGACUUUGGUUCCACCAGUGCCUACAAAUCUCUUGACUCCGGAGCCUGUGCUCUUGUGUCGCAAUGAAGCUGAACGAAGCUUGCUCUUCAAAAUCCGCAGAAAGCUUCUGGGGACGCCGGAUCUGUGCUUGCUGUGUGUCCGAGCAAUGAAGAAGGGGUCCUAUGGAAAUCGGGCUGAGGAUGCCAAGCAAUUCAUGUUGUGGUUAUUGCGCAAUGGAGACACACUUUUUAGCCAGAGCCAAGAAUUACAAGCUUUGUGCCAUGAUCUUCCAUUUGUGGAUUGCGGAUCAACAGAAUUGCUCCGUCCCUGUCAUCUCUACGAUCCAGAGAACCGCACAUUGCUGGCUUUAUUAAGACCGAGCCACUUUCCCAAAGGGCCCUUUCAGGAGCAAGCAGUGCUGCGAAUCCUUCGUACGCUGGGUCUGAAAUCAGAUCUUAGUGCUGUCUCUCCAGCAGAUGCAAUAACUGCUGCAAGGGAAGUGGCUGUAAGUGAAACGGCAACUGCCAAGGCCAAAUCCCAGGCCCUUAUCCGGGUUUGCAAUGAGAGUCCUCUACUGUCACGCUUAUCUCCUGAGGUGCUGAAGCAGCUGAGGUCCUUGCCUUGGGUUCCUGCCAUCAAUUCCUCUAAGCUUGGGCCAGCUGGAGUCUUCCUAGCACCUGAAUCAAUUCGUUCAGUGAGGUAUGCAGGUCUUGUAGGACAGGUCAUGGGACUGACAGAUGCUUUUUCGGCCCACGCUGCAGAAGAAUUGGGCCUGGAACGCUUACCUCCUCCAGAAAAGGUGAUGGAAAACUUAGCUGACCUGGUACAAACCUAUUGCUCUAAAGAGACACCCCUGUUGACUGCAAAGUUGUGUAGCAUCUAUCAACACAUGCAACAGCAUCUCUUCGAUUUCCAGUAUCCACCCACAUACACUUCAGUGUGGAAUGGGAAGGGUUUCUCGUGGCCAACAGACGUGGUACUAACCUUUCCUAAUGAUUUGGACUUUGCACUCCUAAUGCCACAAGUUCCUCCGGAUUUCCAAGAGUACAGGCAGCUUUUUGCAAAAUGGGGUGUCCAGCAGUCACCCAGCGAGGAAGAUGUAGACCAGGCUCUUCAUAAGCUGGCACAACAAAUCAAUGCCAGACCAAACGGGGGUACGCAGGCUGAACUACUCCUCUUCGUAGCUGCCUUGGACUGGCUUAGCAAUCAAGGUUACCAUGGGGAAGAGGAAAUGCUUAUACCGGUGCAGAUCGUAGGUUUGGUUGGUUUUGCUCUUCGCCCUGCCAGUUCAGCACUGUAUUGUGACAUGGAUCGUGCCCGUCUUGCUGAUUUGGGUGGAGACCUACCCAUUUUGGUGCAUGAAGCAGUUUCUUCUGCCACAGCUGCUUUCUUUGGGGUGGAGAUGCUGAGUACCAAGUUGUCAGGCUUAGAACUGUUUGAGGCUUGGGGGCCUUCAGAGCCCAUCACUCUCCGGAUCCGUAACAUCCUUCGGGAGUACAGCCAGGAUGCUGACGUGUUUCAGGAACUGCUGCAGAAUGCUGAGGAUGCCGGUGCUCAGACUUGCCGCUUCUUAAUAGACCUCCGGCAGCAUGACGCUACUAAAGGACUUCUGGAUCCUGGCAUGGCUACUUGCCAAGGGCCAGCCCUUUGGGCCCAGAAUGAUGCACUGUUUACUGAGGCAGAUUUCUCCAACAUUAUCCAACUAGGUGCAGCCACCAAGGAGCACCAGGAGGACAAGAUUGGUCGCUUUGGCUUAGGUUUCUGCACUGUCUACCAUAUGACUGAUGUGCCUUUCCUUCUCAGUGGUCACACCGUCCUCAUCUUUGAUCCCAAUAUCACCCAUCUCCAAAAACAUAUCCGUGGUUCAGCCCGACCGGGCAUCCGUUUGAAUUUGACCUCCACAGUCGCCGCUUCAUUUCCAGAGCAAUUUUGGCCUUUCAGAGGAAUAUUUGGAUGUCGAAUUGGAGAGAAAUACCAAGGCACUCUGAUCCGUUUGCCUUUCCGCACUGAACAGGAGGCCAAAGAAUCUCAGAUCUGCCCUGAGCCGUUUGGACCCAGCCGGAUCAAAGGACUAGAAACUGGUUUCCAGGAGACGUCCCAGUACCUGCUGGUUUUCCUACAUAAUGUGCGGGAGGUAUCACUCUCCUACCUUGCACAGGGUUCCAGUUUUCCAGAUGUUGUGCAGCCACUGGCGACAGUAAGCCGAGAAGUACUGAAUGAGAUCGGCUUUCCCCUUAUACGAUUGAGAACAACUUGGCAAUCAGCUGUGACUAUCCACCAUUUUCUGCUCCAUGCAUGUUCAGCUGAUGGAGAAGCUGAGGAACUGUUCAGAAAGGGAAGAAAGGGAGGUAUCCAUUUCUUGCCUCCUUUUGCUAGGGUAGCCUUACCACUCCGCCCUAGUACCACCGUUGGAAGAUGGCUCCCGGAUAUACAUGGUUUUAAAGGCCGUGUCUUCUGUUUCUUACCUCUUCCCAUUGAAUCGGGUCUCCCACUGCAUCUCACAGCUCCCUUCGCCGUGCUUAGUAAUCGUAAAGGACUCUGGGAUACCACAGAAAAGGGCCAGUGGAAUAUAGCACUGCUACGAGAUUCAGUGACAGCUGCAUGGCUUGGGGCACUAACUCAGUUCCGAGACAUGUACAAACAAGAACUGCUGGAGGACUACAAGUAUUAUGAUUUUUGGCCUGAUAUAUACAGUACCAAGUAUCCUUUCACUGAAGCAGCCAAAGCCUUCUAUCAAGCACUAAUCGAUGGAGUAAACGGGGAGCAGCCAGUUCUCUUCUCUGAUGGACAAAAAUGGCGCCCACUUAAUCAUGCUUGCAUUUUGGAUGAUGAUAUCAUUUGCAAGAGGCAACUGAGUUCUAUAGCAGCGAGAGCCUUCUCGUUACUCUUACCAGAACCACAGAUUGCAGUUUCUCUUCCAGAGAAGGUUAAAUUGAGCUUCAAAACCUGGACCCCGAGAAACAGCUCAGUGCUAAACACUUAUAAUUGGGCACGGUUCCUUCAGGAGCUUGCUUUACCCAAUCUUGCUAAGCUUGCGGUGCCUGAUCGUAAUGCCCUGAUUCUUCGUGCCCUAGAUAUGAAUGAUGCCGGGGUGAAUGAGUGCCUGAAAUCCCUGCCUUGCAUUCCUGCUACUCCAGAUGAAACGCUGAAAACCAUUAAAGAACUUGUACACCCAGAGGGCCGUGUCGCACCUCUCUACUGUCCUGAAGAUGGCUGCUUUCCUAUGGUUGAAGAGUUUCUGAAGCCGGAGAGGCUUUUGCGCUUGGAACAUCUUGGCAUGACCAAAGAUUGGGUGGCAAUGGAAGAACUGAUAAGCCGAGCCCGAACUGUGGAAGCUUUGUGGCAUCAGAACCCCGACAAAGCAUGCCAGAGAGUCUGCUGUAUCUUGGGUCUCCUUGAUAGCCAUCUCCAGGAAAGUUCCAGAAAUACGACCCAGGUUUUGUUUAGGGAUAUUCCCUUUUUACCGGCAGUGCUUCCUGGGAAUAUGCAUAAAAUCUGCUGCCCCAGUGAGAUUUACUACCACAAGCUGAAUUCCUUGGUACAUUUGAUUGAACCAAUCCUGGACAAGGAAGCCCUUGGGGGAAACUCCAAGCUCUCUGAGGAGAUAAUGGAAUUCCUAGGAGUGAAAUGCAAACCAUCCGUAACUACAGUGCUAAAGCAACUGGAGAUAGCGUCCUUUUGUUCCAAUGCUCUCUCCAAAAAAAUGUUGGCUAAGAUAGCCCAAGAUUGCUAUGCUUUUCUCAAUGAUGUAGUCCGGAACAAGGAAAGUAGGGUAGAGAUAGCGCAAAAAGCACAGAUGUUCCCCUUCAUCCUGGUCAGUGUUGGCUUUGUGCCAGUAUGUAAAGUGUCUCACAAUCUGGCUUUUGACGCUAUUCCAUAUCUCUUCAAAUUGCCUGAGGAGUACUGGCAACAAAAGGAUCUGUGGAAGUGUAUCGGUCUACGUGACGUAUUUACCUUGGAUGAUUAUGCUUCUGUCCUGGAAGCCCUGGCUGAGGAUACAGCUGGACGGCCACUUUCUGUAGAAAAACUAGAAAUUGUACUUAGGUUGAUCACUGCAGGACUUGCUGGAGUUUUGCCAGAAAAUCAACAACUAGAUUCUUAUUUGUCCCAGAAAAUGUUUUUCCCAGACCAGGACAAAGUCCUACGACAAUUGCCUAAGCUGCUUUUUGAUGAUACUCCAUGGCUCCCACGUGAGAGUGGAAUACCGUUUUGCCAUAGUAUGAUUCCACGAGAAAUUGCUGUGCGCUGCAGCAUAUCGACCAAAAAGCACCGUAUACUGUCCAAGCAACGGAUUCAGAAACUUUCUCUUUGGGGCACAGAUUUUGGAGCUAAGGAGGACUCGUGUACCCGCCUGUCUAACAUCCUUCAGGAAUAUCCCUCUUCACAGGAUGUGCUGAAAGAGCUGCUGCAGAAUGCUGACGAUGCUGGUGCGAGUGUCAUCCAUUUCCUUUGGGAUCGCCGCCAGCAUCCAACAGAGCGUGUUUUCAGUGAUGAAUGGAAGUCUCUUCAAGGACCAGCCCUCUGCAUCUAUAACAACCAGACCUUCCAAAUGAGCGAUAUUGAGGGGAUCCAGCGCUUAGGCCAUGGUGGCAAAAGAGGAAGGCGGGAUGCUACAGGAAAAUACGGUCUGGGAUUCAACACUGUUUACCAUUUGACAGAUUGCCCUGCAUUUGUCACAGGGGAUAGAACACUGUGUGUCUUUGACCCCACAUUGCGUUAUCUCCCAGAGUCUGAUGAGAUCUCACCUGGCGCAAAGUACAACCUCACAAAAGAUUUCAGAGAGGCCUUUUUGAAUGUUUAUGACACCUUUUUGCCUGAUGUGUUUGAAUUGGAACAGGGCACACUUUUCCGGUUGCCCCUGCGUACUCCUGCAGGGGAGAACCCCUCUCCUAUUUGUCAGAAAUCUGUGUCUGAGAUAGAUAUGGAGAAUAUGUUGGAAGCUCUUAAAGAAGAUGCAGAAUGCCUCAUGAUGUUCCUCAAUCACAUUCGCACUGUAAUUUUCUCUGUUAUGGGUGAGGAAGACAGGAAACCCAAAGAGUUGUUGCGGGUUGAAACUGAAGGAGGGGAGCCUGGAAGGCUGGAGUACCAGAAACAUCUACAGCAGGCAGCUGCAGCAGGAGGCCUGGAGAUGAGCAAACCAGUAACCGUCUUCUACAAAAUGAAGGUCAGCACUAAUCUCUUGCGUGAUCCCAGCAUCUGGUGGGUUGGAAGGCAAAUUGGAAUGGACAGCACAGAGACCAUAGAGGGCAUGCUACUGCCUUAUGGUGGUGUGGCUGUUUGUCUUAAUAGACAAGUGUGUGGGAAGGCUUUCUGCACAUUGCCCCUGCCAGGAAGGACAGGCCUUCCCAUCCAUGUCAAUGGGAACUUUGAUGUGGAUUCAGCUCGGCGUGACUUGCGGAAGUAUAGCGGUGAAGGGGAUGUCAAUUCAAUCUGGAAUAGGUUACUCAUGCAAUAUCUGCUGGCCCCUUUAUAUGGCCAGUUACUUAAAAACCUGUGCCAGACACUGGGGAGGGAACCACUGAAAUUCCAUACUCUGCAGAAAUGCCAUGAUCAAUUUGCUUGCAAGUAUUUGCAAUAUUUCCCAAUUGUGACCAAAGAUGUAUCCCCUGUUUGGCAGCAGCUGGUAACCCAUCUGUAUAAACUGAUGCAUAAAGACCAGCUCCCAUUGUUGCCAGUUUAUCAGAAAAAUGUUAAUUACAAAAAUGCCUGUAGAAUUGAAACAAUAAGUGUGUGUUGGAGUGCACCCAAAGAAGAGCAUUCCACCAGAGGCCCCUAUUUUCUGAAGAAUACAAUAGAGGAUAAAAUUCUUGAGCGCACUCUUCAGGAGCUGGGUAUGAGCUUGGUCCCUGCCUUUGAACAACUACAAGAGAUACAUGAGCAAUUUGUCAUGGCGGAAAUGGAUGUACUGACUCUCGAUUCUCCUUCCCUCUGUCAGUUUUUGAAAAGUCUGCUCAACUUCUUACCAUGCUCACUAAAUCAAACUCCUGUAAAGAAUCGUUCCAAUUGCUUUGCUCUCCUAACCUUCUCUCUCAGUGGACUGUGUUCUGAUGAUGUGAAUUGCGUGGAAGGACUUCCAUUACUGUUGACCAAUGAUAAUGUGCUGAGAUAUUUCAGCCAACAAGAACCUGUUUAUCAGAAGAGCAGUGCUUCUGACCUUUUCCCACAUCGUCAGCAUUGUUUUUCUGCCUUUGCAGAUUACAAUCUAAAUCAGCUUCUAUUAGAAAUGGAAUUCCUGAAGAAGUUUACUUUAGAUGAAUCUGUGGCUUACAUACAAGAGAUGUUGACACUGGAUAGCUGGGGCAACGAUAGCAAACGCCGGAAGAGCUGGUUAGGGGAAGUGUGGAAGUUCUUUGAAAGUCAUAUCUGCGUGACACAGAAUCAGGAAAAAAGGAACGAGCUAUUUGCAAAGCUCAUUUCCCUCUUCAAAGGAUGCACUCUGCUCCCUGUCUAUGGUUCCAGUAUGUUGAUUCCUCUUGAAUCCCUUGGUACGUUGAUACCUAAUAACUUAAGCCCAGUUUGUGAAAUUCUUGAUAAGCUGGGCUUUGCCAAAUUAGAUAAGUCCCUGUUGCCUCCAGAGUUGACUGCAUACUGCAUCAAUCCAGAGCUGCUGAAGAUCGAAGACCCUAUAGUAGUGCUGGAGCAACUGUCUACCCACAGUAGCCUAUGCUGGAAUAAACUCGAUCCAUUUGAUUAUGAUUUAUUCUUGAGGUUUCUCUGUGAGGAUCUGGAAAAGUUAAAUAAUCAAGCAUUAUUAGCAAAACUGAAAGCUUUGCCUGUCUUUGAGACAUAUCAAGAAAAACAUGUAUCACUAGUUUCAUAUGAUAAGGUCUAUCGUCUGGUAUCCAAAAAUCCAAAGCUCUGUGAGAACUUUUUGGAACUUUAUGAAAUGGAUGCAAGGACUGUUUUACUCAAGGACACCUAUUGGAAUCAAAGGUUGAGCAAGUGCUUUGGUUUUGGAGAAAUGAAUGAUUUGCAACAGUUUAUGCUACUUUUACCUCGGAUACCCAGUCUUCCUGAGGCUAAAGUACUGGAAGCCUUGAAGUUACUCUUCAACAUCAUGUCACACUAUGAUGAAGAGUAUGAGACCCAGAAAGCAGUUGUGGUGUCAACAUUCAAGUCCUUUGCCUUCAUUCGGGAUGAGAAGAAUGUGCUGCGUCUUGUAUCAUACUUCUAUCAGGACAAUACAAUUUUCCAAGAGUUGGGAUUGAGCUCUCGAUUUGUACCAGAGAAAUUCUAUGGUUCAAUGCGUCCAAUCAAAAAGUGGGAAGUGAACAUGUUUUUAUUAGAUGUGGGUUUGCAGAAGGUGAUUUCUGAGGAAGAUUUUUUGAAAUGUGCUACCCAGGUUGAACGAGAGGCAUUCAGCAGCGGUUCCACUUCUGAAAAUGUCCGAGGAAAAAGUAAAGCACUCUUGGAAUAUCUGUUUUCCAGAGCAAAAGAUGAACUGUCUAAUUCCUUCUGGGCAAAAUUGUCCAAGAUCCGUUUCCUUGUACCACGUCUCCUCCCUGAUAAACUGUGUAGCCUUCAUUUGCCAUAUGUCCCUUGCAGAGCUCCAGUGGCACCCCGAGGUUCUUUGUACUGUUCAAAAAAUGUUGCUCUCUUUUGGACUUCAGCAGUUGCUUUCUCUUUUAAUGACUAUGUUGGAGACGAAGGUAGGGAUGUUUUAAAAAAACUUGGAGUGAUAUGCACAGUACCUACUGAAGUGGUGUUGGAAAAUUUGAGCAAUGUCUGUCAAGUAACCUGUGAUACCCUAGAAAAUAAGAAAACUCGGGCAGAAGUUCUAAAAUGCACGUACAGAUUCCUGUCAGAACAGGAAGAAAUAGAUGUGAAUUCCCUUAAAGGCCUUCCUGUGAUACUGACAGAUGAUAAUGAAGUAGCUGAGGCAGAAAAUGUGGUGGUCCAUUUGCAGCACUCAAAUGACUUUCGGCCAUACCUGUACAUGCUGCCAUCCAAGUUAGGGGUAUAUAUAGAUGUCUUUGAAAAGUUCGGAGUGCAGACUGAGCCAACCAUCUAUCAUUAUGCCAGUGUUCUGGCCAGGAUCCAAGAAGAGACUACAGAACGGAUGAAACUGCAGGCCAAUCUUACUAAAGCAGUGCUCAGGGCCACUCAGUUUCUCUUCCAUCUGUUGGAAGAAACAAAGGAGUCAGUGGAUUUCUCAAAGCUGCAAGAACUUUAUCUCCCUUGCAUUGAUGGGAAGCUAUAUCCAUCAAACACUUUAGUAUUUAGUUUCUACCAAUCUGGACAAGAACCCCUUGCUUUGAAAAAUACACUUCGCUUUCUGGUUGAUCUCUCUGAAUGUUCCAUAUCAGUGGACAAGUAUAAGCAGUGGAAACUUCUGCGCUUGCUACCUGAAAAUCUGCGCCCCAAGUAUUUCAAUAAUAUUGUUGAAGAACAACUAGAGGAGUCCUCUCUGAAACUGUGCAUGUAUCGAGAAUAUUGUGAGUUUCAGAACAGUCUCAAAGAACUUCUGGUUUCUCUUGAUUUCCAGAAUGCGCUGAUUGCGCUACUGAAAUGGCAGAGUAAAACAGAGGAGAUAGAAGACAUAAAUGAGGGACUCUUUUCUCCAGAUCAGCUAGAAGUGGUGUGCUGUGAAAAGCUCUGCAUUGUAAUGGUCUACAAGUUGCAACUUUUAGAGGAAACUGAAUGUGUCAAGACAGUGCAUGUCGCAACAAUGCCAGAUGGCAAGACAAAGAUUUACCUUACUCACCAGGAAAGCAUGAGUCGGCAAGAGGGAAUACAUAUUUUCUCAACUCUAGCCAUUGAAGUUAAUAAGCUUUUGGGAGAAAGACUUCAGCCAGAAGCUAUGGGGAUCCUCAUGGAGAUUCUAGCUUGCGAAAGACCUAAAGAUACUGCUGGAGUCCUAGAGAAACGCAGAGUGCCCCUGUAUCAGCAGGGAAACCUAAAUGCUUAUGACCUUCCUCCUCCAGGAGAAGACAUCCCUGAGGAAUGGUAUGACAGUCUGGAUAUGAGCAUUUUGCAUACCUUUAUGAAAGGAGAUUAUGUGGGCUAUCUGGAUUCUUCCCAGCCCAAGGAGCAUUACCUGUAUGCUGUUGUCCUUGAAGUACUUGAGUCACAGAAGAAUGGUGCUGGUCAAAUACACACAUAUCGUAUUGACUUGGGAGGAGGUCGGCAAGAAGAAGUGACUGCUUAUGACUUGUACCAUUUCAAGAGAAAUAAGCCAGUCUCCGAUUCAAAUAAAAUGGUAGUGCUGGCCGCAGUUUCCGCUGAUGCUGCCCAAGUGGUAAGACCAGAUAUUAAUGAGUAUUGGCAUCACCGGCCACUGAGCGAGGUGAAGAAAGAGAUAGAUGCGUGCCUAGAUCAAGUUUGGAGACUUUCAGAAGAGGAAAAGAAGAAAGCCCUUAGAAGAUUGUAUCUGUGUUACCACCCAGAUAAAAAUCUUGGCCAGGAAGAUUCUGCUAAUGAACUCUUCAAGUAUCUUAAAGAAAAGAUCAAGGAGAUGGAGAAGGGAAUGAGGUCAAAUGGCUCCUGUGGAGGAUCCAAAAGUAGCAAUUCCUAUCACAGAAACUUCUCAGACUGUUGGAGUGAAUGGGAUCGGCAAGCUCAUCAGCAUCAACAGAGGCACUAUGAAUUUACCAGAGGUGGUGGUGGAGGAGGAGGAGGAGGCAGUUACAAUUUCUGGUCAUACCAUCGAUGUGGACCAAACUCUUCAAGAUCACAACCAAAUCACUGUUUCCUGGAAGCAAAGCGUUGGCUCCGGCAAGCAGAAUGUGAUCUGAAGGUAGCAGAAAGCAUUGCUGGAAAUGGCAGCACUGAAUGGCUGCUGUACAUGACUUUCCGGGCUAUGGAGAAGACUCUGACAGCAGUUGAGUACAACCAGGGAGGUGGCUUUGAGAGGAAUCUCUCUCUUGCAAAGCUGGCUGAUAAGGCAGCAUCGUAUGGAUGUGAGCUGGCUAAACUUCCUGAGCAGAUAGAUGUGCUCAGGGAACACGGCGUGGAUGACAAGAUAACACAGUAUCCCAAAUAUCACACUUUACCCACCAUUCCUAAUGAGGCCUUUUCUGCCUGCAAAGAGCAGGAUGUGCUAUUGUCAGCUUGGGAGAUCUUAAACGUGGUAAAGAGAUGGCUUGGCCUCUAAACAACCUCCCCCCCUGUAAAUAUUAGAAGCUGGGAGAUAUAUAAUGCAGCAGUACUUGUAAAGACAUCUUGCAGAUAGAUGCUUUAAAAUGAGAAAAGUUGUUCACUUGAAAAAAAGUAGCCUCACAGAACCUGUAUUAUUUGUAGAUGAUAAAAUAAUAGGGUGCCUAUGAAAACAGUAUGCAUAUUCUUUAAUAUGGACAUUCCAUUUUUUUGUCUUUUGAUAAGUUGCUUUAAUAUAGUUGGCUUUCUUAAAUAACCCGAAUACCCAAUAACUACUGUAGAAGAAAUAGUGUUUUUCCCAAUGGAUGUGCUUACUAAAAUUGUUGUGACUAAAUGAGUAUGUGCCAUCAAGUUGGUGUUGAUUCUUCAUGUGAAAAUAAAAAUUUUCCCAUGAUCUGUC
This is a messenger RNA of Protobothrops mucrosquamatus (brown spotted pit viper), 12978 nucleotides long. Its product is annotated as sacsin-like. Gene Ontology annotation, molecular function: Hsp70 protein binding. The transcript has 8 exons. Lineage: Eukaryota; Metazoa; Chordata; Lepidosauria; Squamata; Viperidae. The coding region runs from base 1 to 12576 and encodes 4191 amino acids. The record is from RefSeq and is a predicted model, not a curated record.